This is a messenger RNA of Pseudophryne corroboree (corroboree frog), 900 nucleotides long. RefSeq names its product chymotrypsinogen A-like. The record is from RefSeq and is a predicted model, not a curated record. The coding region runs from base 30 to 821 and encodes 263 amino acids. The transcript is spliced from 7 exons. Gene Ontology annotation, molecular function: serine-type endopeptidase activity. NCBI's taxonomy places the organism in Eukaryota, Metazoa, Chordata, Amphibia, Anura, Myobatrachidae. Gene Ontology annotation, biological process: proteolysis.
AUCCACUUACUUGAAAGAAGUGAAUCACGAUGGCAAUCCUUUGGUUUCUAUCCUGCCUUGCCCUGCUAGGUGGUACUUAUGGCUGUGGUGUGCCAAGCAUCAGACCUGUUAUCUCCGGGUAUGCCAGGAUUGUGAAUGGUGAGAAUGCAGUUUCUGGGUCUUGGCCAUGGCAAGUGUCUCUGCAGGACAACACCGGAUUCCACUUCUGUGGCGGUUCUCUGAUGAACAAUCUCUGGGUUGUAACUGCUGCUCACUGUGGUGUCACAACUGCCCACCGUGUUAUUCUGGGAGAAUAUGAUCGUUCUUCCAAUGCUGAGCCCAUUCAAACCAAAACUAUUUCCAGGGUCUUCAGACACCCCAGCUACAGUUCCGCGACCAUUGCCAAUGAUAUCACUCUUUUGAAGCUAACCAGUGCAGCUACUUUCAACUCUAUUGUGGCUCCUGUUUGUCUUGCUGUUACCAAUGAUGUUUUCAAUGGAGGAGAGAGAUGCGUCACUACUGGAUGGGGUUAUGUAAAUGCUGCAACACAAAACACCCCAAGCAAACUGCAACAGGUGUCUCUUCCUCUUUUGACCAACACUGAAUGUCAAAGAUACUGGGGAACCAGAAUCCAGGGCACCAUGAUCUGUGCUGGAGCCUCCGGUGCCUCAUCCUGCAUGGGAGACUCUGGUGGACCACUUGUGUGCCAGAGAAAUGGAGCAUGGACCUUGGCUGGAAUUGUCUCCUGGGGAAGUUCUACCUGCUCUUCCUCCUCUCCCGGAGUAUAUGCUCGUGUGACAGCUCUUAGAUCCUGGUUGGAUCAGACUGUUGCUGCUAACUAAAUAGAUAUCUAUUCAUAUACUGUAUCGUUAUCUUUAACAUGACAACAUUUGAAACAUUUUCAGAGUUUAAUGUAUAAAA